Molecule: messenger RNA, 1404 nt
Organism: Lactuca virosa
Lineage: Eukaryota; Viridiplantae; Streptophyta; Magnoliopsida; Asterales; Asteraceae
Source: the annotation of a GenBank genome assembly
AUUUAGCCAAGAAAUCAUUGGCAGUCCCCUCUUGGUCGAUCAACCUCUCACCUCCGCCAACAAGACCAGUUCCGUCUCCCUCCCAUCUUCCGAUCUCCCUCACAUUCUUCUCUCUUCUCUCUUAGCCCUCUACCGGCUACCACCACCGAUUGAGACCUAGCUUAACCAUCUCCUCGUUCAUGAAAGAUGCGUCGUCGCCCACACAUUCCUCUUCCUCUUAUCACCGGUGGCCACCAUGGAAGCCUCAAACCUCAAUUUCUAGUAUUUGAGAGCAUCAAGCCUUAAUUUCAAGUACAAGUAGGUAUCAAAUUCAUGUUUAAUUUCGUAUGUGUUGAUUGGCUUCUAAAAGGAAAAGGGUUUCAGAGAAUCGGUAAAACCCUAAUUCAGUCUCUCGAGAAAGGUGUGUAGGAUCAAACAAUGAACGGAAUGAGCUUGGUGAUGUCAAAACCUUGCUGUCCUAUGUAUAAUUUUGCUAAAAGCAAAAUCCCAUGUCGCUUAUCAAACGGAAUUUCAACUACAUGUAUGUUGAAACAUGGUGCAUAUUCAAUAUCUGCUGUUAAAGAUGGAAAACGUGGUUUGAGAUCUCAAGUACCUACUAAAGGUAAAGGUAGUGGUGUUGUGGUACUCUCUGCUAGUAUCAUUAUUGGUUUAGCUCUAACUAAACACCGAGAGUUUGUUACACAAUUUGUUUCUACUAAGGGAGCAAUUGGAGAAAUUUGGAAAUCAUGUGCUUGUUUUCAUUUCUAUCUAGUCGUCCUGGCUCUUUUUGUAGUUGGACGCCAUCUAGGCGAUAUCCUGUAUGGGGUUGCAGUAUUACGACUUGACAAACCCUUUUCGAUUGGAGAUAUAAUACAAGUUGGAUCUGUGAAAGGUGAAGUUAUUAGGAUGGGACUCAUAAGCACCUUAUUGUUUAGUGCAGACAGUCUUCCUAUAAAAGUUUCAAAUUCAUUGUUUUUUAGUCAGGCUAUUGUGAACAAAUCAAGUGCUAGUUACUGUGCAAUGGUGUCCAAGAUUUUUGUGGGAGUUGAUGUGAUUGAUAAGAUCCAUGAGAUAUCAGAGGAAAUCAUAUACAUGAUGAAAUCUAACUCAAACGUUUACUUGGAGGAAGCGCAUCCUUAUUGUUGCCUUUCUGCUAUUAUAAAUAAUUGUGCAGAGCUUACUCUUGGAUGCAAUCUAAAAAACAUGAGUGAAGACGAGUUAUUUUCAGCAAAGCAAGAUAUUCUUCUGCAGUCAGAUGAGAUAAUCAAGAAGCAUGGGGUCAAACUACAUAAGCACAUGGGGGAAGUAAACAGGUAUGUUUCAGAGGCUUAUAUGGAUCGAUUUCAAUAUUCAACUAAUUCAAGCUUUGGCGAUUUAAAUGCUCUAGUAUUUAACAAAUUUCAACUAGUAAAGAAAAUGCGAUAA